AUGGUGGAUAUGCUGCCAAUGCCCAUUGCCCGCGGAAAAUUGACUGCAGUAGGUAGGCUUGGUGCUGUCCCGAUUGCGCGCACCCCUAUUGUACCUCUUGCUCUGUUCCUCAACAAUAAGGAUGGAAACAGAUGCAUCACGUCAUCGAAUAUGCUAGUCCGAGGAAUUUGGAUCGGGAAUGAUUAA
Messenger RNA from Sclerotinia sclerotiorum 1980 UF-70, 186 nucleotides. RefSeq lists its product as hypothetical. The coding region runs from base 1 to 186 and encodes 61 amino acids. The record is from RefSeq and is a predicted model, not a curated record. NCBI's taxonomy places the organism in Eukaryota, Fungi, Ascomycota, Leotiomycetes, Helotiales, Sclerotiniaceae. The transcript has a single exon.